This is a messenger RNA of Amoebophrya sp. A25, 2501 nucleotides long. Lineage: Eukaryota; Dinophyceae; Syndiniales; Amoebophryaceae. The record is from the annotation of a GenBank genome assembly.
GUGGUUCGAUCGUUUGAUUAUCCUCUGCAUCGUGCUGAACACAUUACUGAUGUGCGUCAAAGUAGUCCCAGAGCCAACAGCAAACUAUAACCUGGCGCUAGAAAUCGGGAACUUCUUCUUUCUCCUCGUCUUCAACGUGGAAUUCCUGCUCAAGCUUUACUUAUGAUAGGCCUACAUAGUCUUAGUCUUAGUCGUAGACUAGAGGUACUUCUAGUAGAAUAUCAUUAUGUUGUAGCACACGCAGAAGUUCAAGGUCUAGGGGAACAAGGUCUAUUUCAGCGGUUCUACCAUAAUUGUGCCCAUAUCAAAGUAAAUCCUCUUUUCAAGCACCACUUCUAAUAACAGCUAUGCGAUCUGCUUACUUCGAGCUGGGAUGGAACAAAUUUGAUUUUGCCUGUGUCCUCGCUAGUGACAUCGGCUUCAUCCUACAAGCCUCCGGAAGCGAGUUAUCUUCUUCCGCCGCUUCUUCCUUGCUCGUUCUGCGGACCUUCCGUGUAGCUAGGCUUUUCCGCCUAGCACGCUUUCUAAAAGGUCUCAAUAAGGUCUUCACUGCCUUCGUCCUGUCGAUUCCAAAGCUUCUGAACGUGGGUGGACUAGUGGCUUUGCUCCUCUUCUUCUACACCAUAAUAGGCAUGCAUUUGUUUGCACGCGUGCGAGAGUUCGGGGCAAACGUCUCCAUAGCGCAGCACAACCAAUACGCAAAUUUUCGGACAUUCGCCAAAGCGUUCUUGACGCUGUUCCGUACUAAAAUUGAUCUUGCUUAUUAAUGUUGUGCCUAUGAGAAGUCUCUCACUGUGCUUUCUUCUGCUGCACCAAUGUAUAGCAUACCAUGCAAGAUACAAAGAUCAUCUAGCCCAACUAUUUGUUUCGGAUCUUCCGGCUCCAGUUCCUGACUUCAGGUUGCGUUACCGGAGAAGGAUGGAACACGCUUAUGCAUAAUUACGCAGCGGACGAGUUUUUCUAUCGCUCUGUGCUGGAGCGUGAGUGUGUAGACUUCAUGGACAUGGAGAAGGACUACGAUUGGUACGAAUCGCAGAAUCUCAUCGCCAAUCCGAUUGAAUGUGGCUCCCGCUGGAGCUACAUCUUCUACAUCAGUUUCGUUUUCGUAGUCUUCAUGGUGUCGCUCAAUCUUUUUAUCUUAUGGCUUUCCCUCUAUCCUUAGGCUUAUCCCUUCGUGCAGUAUCUUAUGGCUUCUGAUUCUGGGACUUCCAUUGCUGUCACAGCUUGUAUUCGUCACAGGUCAACAACAGAUCAUAGCCUCAGAGCCCAUUUCCGUUGUGAAGUAGAUUAGAAAUUGCAACCGUCUAAGACUAGCAGUGAUUUUCGAGGCCUUCGACGAGUCGGCGAGCGUUGGGGAUGAAGCUUUUAUCGAGAUCGCGGAAAUCUGUCUGAACAACUGGCAGAAGUAUGAUCCUCAGUGUAGCUGCUACAUUCGUCUGGGAGACGCUCAGCAGUACAUCGAGACUAUGAUCCAGGGUCUUGACGUUGACCCAAAGUUCAAGACUGUAGCACGGCGACAGCUAAUGAGGGAGCCCGGCAGUUGGACUAUGGCAUUUGCGAAGUCGCUGUAUCUACGGAUAGACGCUAGAGGGCGCGUGCCUGUCGUAGCCUGUGUCUUGUCGAUCUUGCGGUUUUUGAUCAUCCAUCAGCAAGAAGAGUCGGACGGAAAGACUGACGACGUGGACGAUAUUGAGAUGGUGGAAAAGACGGUGAAAGAGGAGCAGACACGUCACAUCCUGGCGGAGCUUGAAGACAUGAAUGAGGAAUUUUAUCGAGCCAACACAGUGCUCGACUGGUCUCGACAGGCAGCGGCAGGGACGUAUCGAGGUGUCAUGCGUCGUCUAGAGAGCAGCAUAAGCUUAGUCGGAAACGCCGGGCAAAAAGGCAUGAAUCGAAUCUCAGGCGUUUUGCGCAGAAGCGCAUCUAGCGCAGCUAUUCUCGAAGGAGUGGACGAUGGGGAGACAAGGGGUCGACUGUCUGCAUCUCUUCCAUCCUCUCUUGACGAGGCUGCUGACAGUGAUCAACGGGGGGCAAGCUUUGCUCGUAGGGUAAGCCGAAGUAGUUCUUUCGAUGAAAGGGGGUUACGAGAUGCAGCUGGUAGUCCUGCUCUGGUGAUAGAUGACGAUAAGAACUACAACACGACACCCGCUUUCAUUCGACCACGAACGACCACAGAAAUUCUGCGAAAGCAUUUGCGGAAGUCGGCAGAGGACGAGGGUAAUGCCGGCUCGCCCUCCUCCAGCCCAUCAAGAGGCACAGCCGCUAGUCGGAGUCCUACAGGUCUCGGCUUUCGACGCUUGCAUUUUGGGAGUAGCCCAGACCUUGAGGCAGAGAACCAAGUCACACUGGUCCCACUCGAACAGCAUGUUGCGGUCACGAAAAUUCAGCGUUUUCGGCGCUACCUCGCCAAGGCUCGCCGAGAGCGCCCCAAAAAUAGCAAGCAACGUGCGGCGAUCCGCGAUGGCCUGCACGAAGUGGUGCUUGGGCCGUGCGAUCCCUAG